AUGUCGAAUCUGCCAAAAUCUAUGACAACACAAGAAUUGACCAAAAAUGCAAACAUUUCUUUCAUGAUUGAGACAAAGGGUUGUCGUAUUGAAGAGUUGCCUCUGUUUAACGAUGAAGUGAUGGACUUUUAUAUGAAUACAACACUCAUUCAAAAUAGCGAUGGAAUGACAAUACGGAUGAAUUGGACCAAAUCUGGCUGCAAACCUAUUUGUUACUAUUCUCCCCUCAAAUGGUCGCAUGAGUUGGAUCACCAAUUCGAGCUCACCAAUGUUCGUAUAAAAUGGAUACAGAAUUGA
Messenger RNA from Medioppia subpectinata, 297 nucleotides. Lineage: Eukaryota; Metazoa; Arthropoda; Arachnida; Sarcoptiformes; Oppiidae. The record is from the annotation of a GenBank genome assembly.